CAAUAACUUCAGCUUGCAGCUUGAAAGAAACCAUCACAUGCAACAAGACUUUUUUUUGCUCACCGUGCUGGGUUGCCAAGCUUGGUUAAUUGGAUUUCAGACCAGUCCUAAACCGAUCAGCAUUUCACCUGCAGCCUUCAGCCUCUUCCGAAGUUGACGCCCUUUGCAUUCCCUUCAAGUUGUCGAUUCAACGAUUCCAAUGUCUUUCGCGCAGCAGUUGGGCCGGGUCACAAGUUCUGCUCGUGACAACUUUGUGCAGGAAACUCUUCAGCGUCUCAUGGUAGAGUGUCAGAAUCAUGCAGCUCAGGGGCUUCGGGAGAGUUUUCUUGCACUUGAGCAGCCCUCAUAUUUUCACGAGCAGAAAGCUGCUUUGCAGGGAAGGCUCGAUGCCAUGGGCUUUGACACUUGUCACAUUCAUGAAUACGACGACUUCUCGACCCACCGGGCCAUGUUCGAGAUCCAGGUUGUUUGGAAGGUAGAGUCUCCAGAGCCCGAGGCUGUGUGGCAACAAGGCACCCAUCAAUUUCGACAGAGCCCAAUGUGCCGCCAGGGCACUCGAGCCCCGAAGGCCUUGCCAUGGUGAAACCUGUGGCAGCAACGAGGCAUAGCAAUGGCUGAUGUGGAAAGUGUGGCGCGUUUUGUUCCGGGCUUUCUGCAACCAGCUUUGCUUCGCCAUCACAAAGCGCCAUCGCAGGGCUCCUUGCAGUUUUGCUGAGACCACAGUAGCAUCUAUCCUUGACUGGCGCGUCCAUUUCGCCGGAAGGGAUAAUUUUUAAAAAGGUUCAUGAUGUGAGAAUAUGGAUUCACAUUGAGUCAUGCGCCCUGAGCAUGUUCACAGAAAACAUGCAGCACAGAUGUUUAUUUGAAAGCCCAGAAGAGGCAACACAGAAGCGCUGGCAAACUCUGCAAGCAAAAAAACUCCAAGUGCCAGUGUCUUCUGACGACAGCAUGCUACUGCCAAUG
Molecule: messenger RNA, 963 nt
Organism: Cladocopium goreaui
Lineage: Eukaryota; Dinophyceae; Suessiales; Symbiodiniaceae
Source: the annotation of a GenBank genome assembly